Etheostoma spectabile (orangethroat darter) is the source of this 670-nucleotide messenger RNA. Its product is annotated as plasma kallikrein. Gene Ontology annotation, cellular component: extracellular region. Gene Ontology annotation, biological process: proteolysis. The transcript is spliced from 4 exons. The record is from RefSeq and is a predicted model, not a curated record. Lineage: Eukaryota; Metazoa; Chordata; Actinopteri; Perciformes; Percidae. The coding region runs from base 201 to 659 and encodes 152 amino acids. Gene Ontology annotation, molecular function: protein binding.
AUCAAAUAUUGAUUUUGAUCUGGACUUUGAAAGAGCCAAUAGACUUUGCAGGUCAUAGGUCCUAAGGGACUCCCUUUAAACUAAAUAACGUACGAAUUUGAUGAUUCUGAAACAGUCCUUUGAUCAAGGUGCAGGUGUAGAAGCAGCUCUUUUAUUGCAGUUGUGUUUCAAAAAUCUUUACUGGCUUCAAAACUGAGAAGAUGGGAACACAUUUGAUUUUGGUGGGUCUGCUGUCUAUCUGCAGUCUCUCUUUUGGUCAAGAUUGUAAUCAACAGCUUCUGGAGAACAUGGAUAUCCAAGGAAACGACAUAACAUCUCUCUUCUCUCCUGAUGCUGAGCACUGUCAGCUGCUUUGCACCCAGCACCCCUCCUGUGACUUCUUUACCUUUGUUCGGCCUGACAGUACUAACGAUGUAAGGCACUUUUUCUGCAUCAUCAAAACCGCUCCCAAUGGACAGCCUUCGGUUCAGGUUCCACUAGAGGGUGUCACCUCUGGAUUUUCUCUCAAACCCUGCAGCCAGACCAAGAGCCUUGCCUGUCUAAGUGUACCAAACGUGGAUUCACAGGUUCCGACUACCGAGCCUUGUUACAGAGAAACCAUGAGGAGUGUCAGAGGGCUUGCACACAGGACCCUGCCUGUCAGUUCUUUACUUUACUAAAAGAGGACUUC